Messenger RNA from Musa acuminata AAA Group (dessert banana), 1441 nucleotides. RefSeq names its product heavy metal-associated isoprenylated plant protein 9-like. The record is from RefSeq and is a predicted model, not a curated record. Gene Ontology annotation, molecular function: metal ion binding. Lineage: Eukaryota; Viridiplantae; Streptophyta; Magnoliopsida; Zingiberales; Musaceae. The transcript is spliced from 5 exons. Bases 269 to 1288 code for a protein of 339 amino acids.
UGCACCCUUCACUUCUCCAUUUACCUGCAGGACCCCAAUAUUCUUUCACAUACCUACCUUGAUCAAAUGGCUUUGAAUGCAUAUGCUAGUAAUCAUUCAAUGGUACUACUAUAAACUUCUCUACUGAAAACCAUAUCAUCUUCUAGUCUCAGUUCCUCCUUUUGUGCGGGAUUUCGGUAAGUUGUGUUGCUUAGUUUAGCUCUUCUCUCUUCCUCCCGAGUCCCCGUCUGUCUGAAGAAGAGGUGAUUGCAUGCAGCUGCUGGUCUGAAUGGGUGAGGCUCAGCAGGAAGAAGCUAAAGCGGAUCCCAAGCCAGAAGUGGACCACAAGAAAGAAGAUAAGAAAGAGAAGCAAGAAGGGAUCAAGAAAGAAGAAGUGGACGAGAAGAAAGCAGCUGAGGCAAAGCCCUCCCCUCCUUCCCCCAUGGUGUUGUCUCUAGACUUGCAUUGCGUUGGAUGUGCAAGGAAGAUUGAGAAGCUCAUACUUAAAUGCAGAGGUGUUGAAGGGGUUGAGAUGGACAUGGUGCAAAACCAGGUGACAGUCAGAGGCGUAGUGGACCCUCAAGUGGUGUGCUCCAGAAUCCAGAAGAGAACUCUCAGAAGAGCCAAGGUUCUCGCUCCACUUCCCCCAGCUGAAGGGGACUACAAACCAGAUGCUGUUCCGCCGCAGGUGAGUGAGAUGACAACAGUCGAGCUGCUUGUGAACAUGCACUGCGAGGCCUGUGCACAGCAGCUUAGGAGAAAGAUACUAAAGAUGAGAGGGGUGCAAACCGUAGAAACCGAUUUCGGCGCCGGAAAGAUCACAGUGACCGGGACGAUGAAAGCAGAAACGCUGGUGGAACACAUUCACCGACGCACUUUAAAGUUCGCAAGCAUCGUCUCUCAGCCACCCAAAGAGGAAGAGAAGAAGCAAGAGGACCAGAAGAAGGCCGAGGAGAAGCCAGCCGAAGAGAAGAAAGAAGAGAGCAGGGAGAAGAAGGAAGAACAGAAAGCAACCUCAGAAGAAGAGAAGACCGAGGGCAACAAGGAAGGUGGUGAUAUUGGUGGUGGCAAGGAAGAGAAGGGAGGUGGUGAGGAGGCAAACAAGGAAGAAGACGGAGGAAGCAAAAGCAUAAUUAGCGAAGAAGACAUGAUGAAGAGGAUGAUGAUGUACUGGAACGGUGGCAUUAUCGGUGGGGAAGACAUGGCCAAGAGAACGGUGCACUGGGUGCCGGUCUACGUGAUCCAACAGCCACUUCCACCACCUCAAAUCUUUAGCGAUGAGAACCCUAAUGCCUGUUGCAUACUCUGAGCUGCUCUCCAUGAACCAUCAUCAUCCAUUACUGAUGUAGAGUGUAUCCCACGAAUGCUGGUUCGCUUAGAGCAGGCUGUACAAAAGAACCGUAUUCUGUAAAGAUGCAUGCUCUUAUGAAUGCUAAUUAAUGUGCUAUUUGCAACUGCUGAA